UGGCAACUUUUUUUUGUGCUGGCCUUGUGCUUUCACUCACACAAUGCUAAUCAAGAAACAAGACGACGAUGAGAUUCCCAUUCAUAUGAUAUCCUCCGUCUCAGCAGGAACUGCUUUAGCAGAAGAAGCGCUUGCUAAAAAGCGCAAACUUCGGGGACCAAGGCAGAAAAGACGCACAGGUACCGCCAUUGUCGACCUUGGCAUGACUGUCGAUAACCACAAGCACACCACGGAGAACGAUAAAGACGACACAUUCAUUGCACAAGGCAGCGAACUCGCUACACAUCGUUUAAUCACGCACGCCAGCGUGGGCAUGGACGACGAUCAAGACGACGAUGAGCACAACAAAGAAAAUCAGACGCAAGGUCGGCACAUGUUCAGUUUCGCAACCGGCAGAAAAAAGUCGGCUUCGACAAUGAUGAAGAAAGCCAUGGGAGAUACCAUCGAAAGUGAUCAGUCUGGACCGGCAUCGAAACGAAACGCCAUCCGUUUAACCUCCACUGCAGCCAAACGAUCACAGCAAACACAAACGCCCGCAGCUGCAGUCGACAAACGGCGGCGAAAGGAACGUCAAGCUGAACUUUUACGUGGGGAUCAAGACAACGAAGAGAAAGACGAAGAAGAGGACGAAGAGGCCUCCGACCACGAAGCCGCGGACGAAACUGCGCAAGAUGAAAGGGUCGGCUACGAACGGUACUUUCAAAACUUGCAUAGCAAAUCCAAAACGUCCAACAACACUCUUUCCAAGCUGGCGGUACUGGAGCCUCAGGAAUUCAGAGACAUUUUGGAAGCGGCACCAGAGAAACACGCAAACGAAAUUACAGCUCUUCACAAUUUUCAUCAGCAGAAUUUUUCACAGUGGUAUUUUGAACUUCAUUCCGAUUUCAACCUCUUGUUCUACGGUUACGGUUCGAAGCGCAAUCUUCUCAACGAAUUCGCCCGUAACGUGCUGACUGACGGUCCCAUCAUUGUCGUGAAUGGAUUUUUCCCUACCAUCACCAUGAAAGAUAUCUUGAACAAGAUCACGGCUGGCGUCAUGGGUGUGAGUGCUCCAGGACAGUUGCAGGAACAUGUUUCCAUGAUUUGCAACUACUUCAAAAGCGAGCAACGAUCUUAUGACCGUUUGUAUCUCAUUGUUCACAACGUCGAUGGCGGUAAUCUCCGAAAUGAAAAAGCCCAAUCGGCGCUCUCCAUGCUGGCUUGCGCAUCCAAUAUCCACCUUAUCGCUUCUGUCGAUCACAUUAAUGCAGGCUUACUUUGGGACAACGUGAAAGCGAGUCGAUUCAAUUGGAUCUGGCACGAUGUUACCACCUACGAAAACUAUCUCGUGGAAACCAGCUUUGAGAACUCUCUGUUGAUGCGCACCGGCGAUGUGGGUGGUGCUCGUGGUAUUGAAUACGUUUUAGCUUCCCUGACAAGUAACGCUCGUGGUGUAUUCAAAGUGUUGGCGGAACAACAACUGGUCGAGAUGGAGGUAGCCAAUAUGGAUGGACGCGGUACAGAGGCUGUGGGACUUUCGUACCAUCGCUACUAUCAGCUAUGCCGUGAAGGAUUCUACACUUCGAGCGACUUGGCGCUACGAUCUCAACUGACGGAAUUUCGAGAUCAUCAAAUCAUCCACUCUAAGCAAUCACAAGAUGGUACAGAAAUCUUUUAUAUUCCUCUGGACAAAACCAGCUUGUGCAAUAUCAUUGAACGCAUGGCAUAAUCAUUCUGUAUAUAUAAACUUUUUUCCAUCUGCUACUUUUUCUGUAAUCCCAUUAUGGUUGCCUUUUUACUUUUUUCAAAAAUAAAACUUACUGUUAUUUAUCUGUUUUGCGCAUAA
Molecule: messenger RNA, 1825 nt
Organism: Radiomyces spectabilis
Lineage: Eukaryota; Fungi; Mucoromycota; Mucoromycetes; Mucorales; Radiomycetaceae
Product: origin recognition complex subunit 2-domain-containing protein
Exons: 1
Coding region: 44-1708 (554 amino acids)
Biological process (GO): DNA replication
Cellular component (GO): nucleus; nuclear origin of replication recognition complex
Molecular function (GO): DNA replication origin binding
Source: RefSeq, a predicted model, not a curated record